Messenger RNA from Gastrolobium bilobum, 378 nucleotides. RefSeq names its product serine/threonine-protein phosphatase 4 regulatory subunit 2-like. NCBI's taxonomy places the organism in Eukaryota, Viridiplantae, Streptophyta, Magnoliopsida, Fabales, Fabaceae. The coding region runs from base 1 to 378 and encodes 125 amino acids. The transcript has a single exon. The record is from RefSeq and is a predicted model, not a curated record.
AUGGCCAAUUUAAAAUUGGCCAAGAAGAGGGAGCGCAAAAAAAGUGUUGGGCAAGAGCAUGAAUUUUAUAGCAUAGAUGAUCUUUCAUCUGAUGAUGAAUGGAUUGUGAAAAACGAGGGAAGUCCAUCCAACAUUGAAGAUAUAGAUGAUUUGGAUAUUCCUGAAUUUAACUUAGAUGCUACAGAUGAAGAUGCUUUGAUGGUACCUGGAGAUGAUGGUGGUUCUGAACUUGGUGGGGAAAGUGGAGAAGACAUCAUGCAACAUUGUUUUGGUGAUGAAGAUGAAGAUGAAGAUGAUGAUGAAGGAAAUAAUGAAGAUGGUGAUGAAGAUGAUGGGACGGAGGAUGAUUAUGACAUUCCUUCAUUCCAUCUCAAUUGA